UACAGCUGUCCGGAAACACCAACGAGACCGUCGAAACGUAAAAUUCUCCGUGCGAUAGGUGUCAAGCCAAUUUCUCCUUGGUGAACCAACGCCAGCCAGCCGUGGGCUGACGUGGGAAAGCGGCUGGUGCUCGCAAAAAUGAGGGAGGCCGGGAUCAUGUUGAUAAGCACCGUGCUAACGUGCGCUGUUAUUGGCAAUGCGUAUUAUCAGAGAAAACAAUUCUAUCCUACCGUGGUUCACAUAACCAAAUCCAACCCGAGUAUGACCGUGAUCUACGCGCAAGGAUUCAUCCUUGCUUUCAUGAUAAACGCCUUCUUGCGAAAAGUCUUUUUCGGUACAUUGCGCGCCGCUGAGCUUGAACACUUGGUGGAGAAAGUAUGGUACGCGGUGACAGAAACAUGCUUGGCAUUUACGGUAUUCAGAGAUGACUUCAGCCCAAAAUUCAUAGCGUUAUUCACGCUCCUCUUGUUUCUAAAAUCGUUUCAUUGGCUCGCGGAGGAUCGUGUUGAUUAUAUGGAAAGAAGCCCAGUGAUAACAUGGCUGUUUCAUCUUAGAGUUGGCACUUUAUUGGGGCUUUUAUUCGCCAUUAAUUUAACAAUGAUACACUAUGCGUACAAUACAACAGCCACCAAAGGUCCCUCUGUGCAGCUAGUAUUUGGCUUUGAAUAUGCAAUUUUGUUGACUGUUGUCUUCAAUAUUGCUGUAAAGUACAUUUUGCACACCAUUGAUUUGCAAAGUGAGAAUCCGUGGGACAACAAGCCAGUGUUCUUGUUGUACACUGAACUGAUUAUUGGAUUAUUAAAGGUCAUUCUGUACGUUGCCUUUGUGACACUGAUGAUAAAACUAUUUACAUUACCUCUGUUUGCACUGCGUCCCAUGUAUUAUACGAUGCGAGACUUCAAGAAAGCUUUCCACGACAUCGUGAUGUCUCGAAGAGCUAUUAGAAACAUGAAUACGCUCUAUCCUGACGCAACGACCGAGGAAUUAGCUGCUGCUGAUAAUGUCUGUAUUAUAUGCCGGGAGGAGAUGGUUGCAGCUAGUAAAAAGCUGCCGUGUAAUCACAUCUUCCAUACUGCUUGUUUACGUUCUUGGUUUCAACGGCAACAGACAUGCCCGACAUGCCGUUUGAACAUUUUGAGACCAGGGGCGAGUAAUUCGACGCCUAGGCAGCAUAAUCCUCCCCAACCAGGACCACAGGUGCCUCAGCCUCAACAGGCACCUGCUGGAGUUAACCCACUUGGACCAGCGCCUCCUUUCCAUUUCCCAGUGUUUUGGGCUGGAUUACCAGCACCUGGGGCACCACCUCAGCAACAACAGCCGCAGCAGCAACAACAACAGCCGCAGCAGCAAUCGCAACAGCAGCAGCAGCAGCAGCAACCUCAAAGUAACGGGGCACCUGGAAGCACCCCGCCACCUCAGAUCAUACCUCCAGGGAAUAUACCGCUUCUUCCACCGUUGUUCCCUACGUUAGUACCGUUUCCGCCUAUUCCCGUGCCGCCGCCGAAUUUAACUGAGUUGAGCGAGGAGGAACUUCGAGCGAUGGAAGGUAAUUUGCGGCAGGCGGUACAAGCGAGGAUACAAACAUUGCAGAGAAUCCAACUCCUAUUGGACGCCGCUAACGCGAUGAUGAAUCAAUAUCAGAGAGCGGCUGCCACGGCCAACAUUCCCAUGCACACUGCAAGCGGCGCCGACGACGCGUCAGAAACGUCAAGCGCGUCUGCGAUGACGAAAACGCAGCAGACAGCCAGUACGGCGGACGCGAGUGGUGAUACCAAUGCCGAAGGUCCAUCAUCCAAGGCAGACAACGCUUCCACUCCGAGCACGUCGAAGGAGGACGUUCCUUCUCCGAGUACGUCAAAGGAAAAGGACACGUCGACGCUUAGCAGUACGUCGGAAUUAGGAUCUAGGAGUGAAACGGAAUCCUCGAGCGAGCAAGAAAUGCUGCGCAAACGCAGGCUACAAAAGUUCUCGGCUCAACCAACGACGGAAUAAAUAAAGAUGAAAUUGUGUGAUAUAUAUAAAUCAUGUAACAUAAUAGUCUUUAAUUUGCUUAAUGAUCGGCCUCAAUUACGCGAGCGACCGAUAUAUAAUAAUUGAGGAUUGCGACAAUGGACGGGAGGAUCCUUCGAAACAAUAAUUCUGAGAUCGGUCGCGUUCCGGAUUGAGCGCGGAUGAACUUUACUUGACGAUCCUCUAGCGACUGUUAAAUCCAAGAUGUAGUGACAACUGAGACUGAAAGCCCGAACUUCGAAAUCACAAGCUGAACAGCUACGAUAUAUACCAACAAUCAUAAUCAGGAAAGUGGGAGGAUGAUUUUAUAGGGAUGACAUGAUUGAUGUCUUUCUUUUUGUAAACUAUCACCGGAAUGAAUACAAAAUAAGAGAAAGUCGGUUCUUUUGGUAUUCUACUCUUUUGAGAUUUAUAUAUAUAAACACGUUUAUCCUGUA
This is a messenger RNA of Dinoponera quadriceps, 2447 nucleotides long. It is a transcript of the gene sip3, whose product is annotated as E3 ubiquitin-protein ligase synoviolin B-like. The record is from RefSeq and is a predicted model, not a curated record. The coding region runs from base 139 to 1992 and encodes 617 amino acids. The transcript is spliced from 8 exons. Lineage: Eukaryota; Metazoa; Arthropoda; Insecta; Hymenoptera; Formicidae. Gene Ontology annotation, cellular component: cytoplasm.